CCGAUCCCUUAUGCAUGUGCCAUGAGAGUACAGGAUAUCUCCUUUUUAAUCGGAAGCACUGCUACACAGUAGUCUUCUUUUUCCUUGCACCGUUUUGCUCGAAAUACCACUUCAUCCCAAUCCCGUUCUUUUCCCAAAACCUUCCUAUACGGACAUACGGAUUAGAGGGAUUCAGUUUGUUACGCGCUCGGAGCCAGGAACGCCUUUACUGUUGCAGGCUCGUCUGAUCCACACAACCGAGGCUCCUCACGCCACGUACAUCGCAUAAUCUCGAACUGUAAACAGGACCAGAGCAGGCCGCUUAGUGUAUACUAGGUGAACAUGCCACCAUUAACAGGAGUUGAGGUCGCCAAGCACAACAGGUCUGAUGACUGCUGGGUCAUUGUGCAUGGGAGAGCAUACGACGUAACUGAGUUCUUACCUGAGCAUCCUGGAGGGACGAAGAUCAUCCUCAAAUAUGCCGGCAAAGAUGCGACAGAAGAGUUCGACCCGAUCCAUCCCCCGGAUACCCUCGAGAAAUACUUGCCCAAGUCCAAACACCUAGGGCCGGUGGACAUGUCGACAGUCGUCCAGGAGAAGGCUGAGGAGUCGCCGGAGGAAAAGGAGCGGAUGAAGCGUAUCCAGGAGAUGCCCUUGCUCGAGCAAUGCUACAACCUCCUCGACUUUGAGGCCGUCGCGCGACGGGUCAUGAAGAAGACUGCAUGGGGCUACUACUCCAGCGCAGCGGAUGACGAAAUCACACUGCGCGAAAACCACUCGGCCUUCCACCGCAUCUGGUUCCGUCCGCGCAUUCUCGUUGACGUCGAGAAAGUCGACUUCUCCACCACCAUGCUCGGCACCCCCUGCUCCAUCCCCUUCUACGUGACGGCCACCGCUCUCGGCAAGCUCGGCCACGUCGAAGGCGAAGUGGUCCUCACACGGUCUGCGCACAAGCACAACGUGAUCCAGAUGAUCCCCACACUCGCGUCGUGCGCCUUUGAUGAGAUCGUCGAUGCCGCGGGUCCUGGCCAGGUGCAAUGGCUGCAGCUGUACGUCAACAAGGACCGCGCCAUCACGAAGCGCAUCGUACAGCACGCAGAGAAGCGCGGGUGCAAGGGCCUGUUCAUCACCGUCGAUGCGCCGCAGCUCGGCCGCCGCGAGAAGGACAUGCGCACAAAAUUCACCGAGCAGGGCAGCAACGUGCAGAGCGGCCAGGCGACCGACACGUCGCAGGGCGCCGCCCGCGCCAUCAGCAGCUUCAUCGACCCGUCGCUCAGCUGGGCCGAUAUUCCCUGGUUCAAGUCCAUCACCAAGAUGCCCAUUGUGCUCAAGGGCGUGCAGCGCGUCGAGGACGUUGUGAAAGCCGUCGAGGCCGGGGUGCAGGGCGUUGUGCUAUCCAACCACGGCGGCCGCCAGCUCGAGUUUGCCCGCUCCGCGAUCGAGGUUCUCGCCGAGACGAUGCCGGUGCUGCGCGAGCUGGGGCUCGAGGACAAGAUUGAAAUUUACAUCGACGGCGGCAUCCGCCGCGCCACGGAUAUUCUCAAGGCGCUGUGCCUCGGCGCGAGAGCGGUGGGGAUUGGACGGCCGUUCUUGUAUGCCAUGUCCGCGUACGGCCAGGACGGUGUCGACCGCGCCAUGCAGCUGCUCAAGGACGAGAUGGAGAUGGGCAUGCGGCUGAUUGGCGCGAGGACCGUCUCAGAGCUGAAUGCCAGUAUGGUGGAUGCGAGGAGCCUGUUCAACCAUGGUUCGCCCCCGGCCGAUAGUCUGACACAUGCGGUCUAUGAUCCGCUAGUCAGUCCGGCGCAGAGGCUGGCGGUUACGGGGGAGAGGCCGGAGAAGGCCAAGCUAUGAGGGGGGAUGAUGGUUGGAUAGCGAGUUGGUUCUGGAUUCGGCACGCAUUCGAUUUAAUCGGACAUAUAUAGAUGAGCAGGAAGAACCCAAUUGCAACCUCUUGCAUCCUGCCCGCAACCUAGCCAAAACAGACAAAACUAGCACCAUUAGAACGAAGUAGACUAGCUCUAUUAAUCGCUUAGUAAUAUCAUUAGUCGAGGGCUUUAUAGUGCCUUUUUAGGCAUUACAGUCCUCGUUCCC
Parathielavia appendiculata is the source of this 2070-nucleotide messenger RNA. RefSeq lists its product as uncharacterized. Gene Ontology annotation, molecular function: heme binding; L-lactate dehydrogenase (cytochrome) activity. Gene Ontology annotation, biological process: lactate metabolic process. Lineage: Eukaryota; Fungi; Ascomycota; Sordariomycetes; Sordariales; Chaetomiaceae. The record is from RefSeq and is a predicted model, not a curated record. The transcript is spliced from 5 exons. The coding region runs from base 322 to 1830 and encodes 502 amino acids.